This is a messenger RNA of Wasmannia auropunctata (little fire ant), 726 nucleotides long. It is a transcript of the gene RpL13A, whose product is annotated as 60S ribosomal protein L13a. Bases 72 to 686 code for a protein of 204 amino acids. Gene Ontology annotation, molecular function: structural constituent of ribosome; mRNA binding. Gene Ontology annotation, biological process: negative regulation of translation; translation. NCBI's taxonomy places the organism in Eukaryota, Metazoa, Arthropoda, Insecta, Hymenoptera, Formicidae. The transcript is spliced from 6 exons. The record is from RefSeq and is a predicted model, not a curated record. Gene Ontology annotation, cellular component: ribosome; cytosolic large ribosomal subunit.
CCAUAGUUGCCUUCCGGAAGAAACGCGUAUGUUCCUUUGCUCCUGUGACUCCUUUCCGGUAAGGUAGCACGAUGACGGGCUUCACUGAGAAGCCAAUAUUAAUAGAUGGCCGCGGCCAUUUACUUGGGCGACUGGCUGCUAUCGUUGCCAAGACUAUCUUGCAAGGCAACAAGGUUAUCGUCGUACGCAGCGAGCAACUGAACAUUAGCGGUAACUUCUUCAGGAACAAGUUGAAGUUUAUGUCUUUUCUGCGGAAGAGAUGUAAUGUAAAUCCUGCUCGUGGUCCGUUCCAUUUCCGAGCGCCGAGCAAGAUAUUCUGGAAAACGGUUCGUGGCAUGAUCCCACAUAAGACACAAAGGGGGAAGGACGCUCUCAGGCGACUGAAGGUUUACGAAGGUUGUCCACCACCGUACGACCGCAGGAAGCGUGUUGUUGUACCUGGUGCUAUGAGAGUGAUGUGUCUUAAACCAGGCAGAAAGUACUGUCACGUGGGUAGAUUGUCUCACGAAGUCGGAUGGAAGUACAAGGCUGUAGUUCGCACGUUGGAGAACAAGAGGCGUGUCAGAGCCAUCCUCGAAGUUCAAAAGAGGAAUAAACUUAAGAAACUUACCAAGCAAGCCGGUGAGAAAGUUGCCAAAGCAACGGCACCAUACACAGCGAUCAUCAAUAAUUUUGGAUACAAUUAACUUACGUGUUGAAAAAAAUAAAAGCUCUUAAACACCUUAA